Molecule: messenger RNA, 618 nt
Organism: Rotaria socialis
Lineage: Eukaryota; Metazoa; Rotifera; Eurotatoria; Philodinida; Philodinidae
Source: the annotation of a GenBank genome assembly
AUGGGUAACCAAAAUUUGAAUUUUCUGAAUUAUAAUAAUAAAUAUAGCUGGGAUUGUCAUGUUGUUAAAGUACAUGAUUUUCUACGACGUGCCCAAAGAUUAUCAUUAUUGAAUGACAUUAAAUGUAAACAGUUACAUAAUGGUUCAGUUGACAAGUUAGUCUUUUCGGUUCAUCAUAAACAUCGGGUUGAACGCCAAUCAUCAUUUACACGCAGUCAACUUGAAAUUGAUAAAAUAGAUAUCGAACAAGUUAUUACUGAUGCCUAUCAUCAUGCUGUUGAUAUGCUUGAAGACGAUGAUAAUGAUGAAGAUGGAGAUGACACAACAAAUGAUCUCAACAUGAAUGAGGACAAUGACGAUAGCUCUAUUAACAACGAUUACACUGAUGAAGAUGAACAAAAUAACACUCAAGAUUUAAUAAAUACUCCAGAGAAAGACUUCUCUCGAGUAAAAGUUGCUGAUAAAGUGGAGCCUCAAAUUGAACAUACCUAUUUUAAAGUGAAAUUAAAUCAUGAUACACAAUUUUUACACAAACAAACUGCUUCUUGGUUGUUAACAGAAGAGAAAAGUAAACUUUCAAAUGACCGAUUGCUUCGCGUGCAGCAGGUCAAUAAAUGA